Fusarium vanettenii 77-13-4 is the source of this 744-nucleotide messenger RNA. RefSeq lists its product as uncharacterized. Lineage: Eukaryota; Fungi; Ascomycota; Sordariomycetes; Hypocreales; Nectriaceae. The record is from RefSeq and is a predicted model, not a curated record. The transcript has a single exon. The coding region runs from base 1 to 744 and encodes 247 amino acids.
AUGAUUCUUCAUUCUAUCGUCGUUCUAGCUCUUGCCAGCCUCAGUAAUUCAAAAAACUUUGGCUACCUCCAACCACCACGACCUGUGGCAAACAGUUCCGACCUCUACGAACGACAAACCGGUUGCAACGGCGGCGGUGCUGUAGAGAUAGACUGCGACGGAACUUGCAUCCCCUACAACUACGACUGCUGCCGCCUUGGCGACGGAUCCUACUGCGAGACCCUAUGCGACCCUCUCGGCGGCUGCAAGGACAGCAAGGCCGGUAACUACCCCGGCGGCGACAACGGUUCCGGGGGUGGAUAUGGCGAUGACGAUAGCGGCGACGACGGUGACUCGGAUGGUGACGGGUGUCAGGAUGGUUAUACCCCUUGCGGCAUACUCUGCAUCCCACCGACUGGAAUGUGCUGUGAUAAUGGCGGCGGCUGGUGCAAGUUGGGCAAAUGCACGUCGAACGGGGAAUGCGAUCUGAGCGAGUAUGAGGACGGAGCACAAAGCAGUGCCGGCGCUCAGACGGCCACAGAAGCAAAUGGAAGCAGAAGCACUGGUAGUAGUAGUAGUGGGAAGGGCAAUGGUAGUGACGAGAAGGAGAGCUCCAACAAGGAUGAGGACAGUAAGAGUGGUGAUGAUAAGGAUAGCGACGAGGAGGCCAGCGAGUCCAAGGAGGGAGACAAGAGCAAUGAUGCUCCCCUUCAUCUCCCGACCCUCGCUGUUGGCCUCGUGGCACUCGUUCCUCUCCUGAUGUAG